This is a messenger RNA of Pecten maximus, 5189 nucleotides long. RefSeq names its product dual specificity protein phosphatase 1-like. Bases 131 to 1378 code for a protein of 415 amino acids. Gene Ontology annotation, molecular function: MAP kinase tyrosine/serine/threonine phosphatase activity; protein tyrosine/threonine phosphatase activity. Gene Ontology annotation, biological process: protein dephosphorylation; negative regulation of MAPK cascade. The record is from RefSeq and is a predicted model, not a curated record. The transcript is spliced from 4 exons. Gene Ontology annotation, cellular component: cytoplasm; nucleus. NCBI's taxonomy places the organism in Eukaryota, Metazoa, Mollusca, Bivalvia, Pectinida, Pectinidae.
ACGUAACGGUUCGUCCCUUGAUGCACUAUGUUUUUAGCGGACGAGGGAAAAGUAGUGAUGAGGUUUUUUGUGAAUGAGCGUGAUCACGUGAUAGUCCGGAAGUAUUUCAUUGAUUAGGCAGGAUAAAUGCAUGCGAAUUAUAUACUCGAGGGAUACAGUCACGGCAAACCAUUUAAGGGUUAUUUUCAAGAUGGAAGUGAACCUUGCUAGUGGUGUUACGUGUAAUAAGGUCGCAGAAUGGCUGGAAGACCGAGCAAGCUGUCGGGAAUGUGUUCUCAUGUUAGACUGCCGUCCCUUCAUGGCGUUCAACGAAGGGCGCAUACGAAACUCAUUGAACGUACACUGCCCUCCUAUUCUGAAAAGGAGGUCUGGAGGAUUUGUGGCUUUGGAGAAUAUUGUACCAUGUUCAGAAAAAAGAGAAAUGUUGAAAUCUGGACAGUUUAGUACAAUUGUAGUAUAUGAUAACGACACAUCCGAUUUGACUCUGUCUUCCAAAGACUCGAAUUUAUAUUCCGUCCUCAAAAGCCUUCGACAGCAAGUGGAAAAUUGUCCAGCGGUCUACAUUCAAGGUGGGUUUGAUGAGUUUAGCACCAGUUACCCUCACCUGUGUGAUAUCCAGCUGCAGGGGUCCAUUUGUCGACAGACACUUUGUGUUAACCCAAGCGUACCUUCAUCAAAGAUGGCGUUUGUACAGGGGGAACCAGUUGAGAUCCUUCCCUAUCUUUAUCUUGGAAACUCCCAGCAUGCAUCACAACUUGAACUGUUGGAGAGGCUUGGAAUUACCUCCCUUAUCAAUGUCUCAACCUCAUGCAGGAACCAUUUUGAAGAGAAGUUUAUGUAUAUGAACAUUCCAAUUGAUGACAAUGAUACUGCAGAUCUUGCGGCCUGGUUUCCCAAAAGCAUUACUUUUAUAGACACAAUUAAGGAGCAAUCCGGAAAAGUACUCGUACACUGCCAUGCGGGUGUAAGUCGCUCGGCAACCAUCUGUCUCGCCUACCUCAUGUUCACAGCCAAAAUCGGACUCGAAGUAGCAUUUGAACACGUGCAGUCUCGUCGCAGUGUGAUUUCGCCAAAUCUGAACUUCAUGCGACAGUUAAAGACCUACGAAAGUGAAUUAGGUGUGAUUUGUUUAUCUAAUGAUUCCUCUGUUACCCCAUCCUCAUCCGGAGCGACCUCAGCUUCAUCAGCGUCCUCCAUAGGCAGCUCCGAUUCAAUGUGUCAGGAAGAUAUGAUCAGCUCCGGAUCUCACCCAGGAUUUAACUUUGCUCAGUGUCCCGACAGAGAGUUUUCCCAUCAACCAAAAUGUAUGGUUACACCUAGUUCUUUUGACUUUUCGUUUCCAUGUCCUCCAAGUGCACCUCUUCUCAGUCCAAGUUAAAGUCCUGAGGUUAUUUGAGCUAGGAAUUGAUAUUUACUUAAUGAUACACCGAAGAGAGAGGAGGGCUGACUUCUUGUAGGCUUCUAAAGCUACCUUAUAUAUUAGGCCUCUUAACUAUAACCAUGUUGAUUAAGUGGAUCUCUACUUUGUCAUCUUCUGACUAGCUGAGAGAAUCUAUCAGGCUAUCUUAUCAACUGCUAGGUAGAUCUCUCUUCUUGGCAACAAUAACUGACCAUCUAUUCUGACUAGCUGAGAGAAUCUUAUCGAUCUCACUUAUCAAGUAGAUCUCGACUCUUGUCAACUUCUGACUAGCUGAUGGAAUCAAUCCAUCUCGCUUAUCAGCUACUAAGUGGAUUUCUGCUCUUGGCAACUAUAACUGACUAGUUGAGAGAAUCUAUUAAUCUCGUGUAUCAGCUGCUAUAAGUUGAUUUCUACUCUUGUCAAAUACUGAUUUGACUAGCUGAAAGAAUCUAUCGAUCACGUGUAUCUUGACCAGAGAGAUGUAGAGAGCUUCCAUACACUGUUAACUACAGACUAACUGACAUGCUUUCUGUAGUGACGCUUCUCUCGACGUUGACUGUAAUGACCAGCUGUCUAUGUACUAAAAUCCUGUUAUCUACAUGAUCUAUCUUCCCACACACAAAUGAUAAUUAAUUAGCCCAAUCUAUAUAUAUAAAUGUUUACUAUUUUUUGUUUUUAAUGUUUUCUGGGAUUAAUAGUUUCCAUAUUGUACAAGACAUAAUAAGCACCGGUUACCUAGGCUCUUUUAAGAAGAUAACUUAUUUGCAGAAUUUUUCAAAAUUGAUGAAAGUAGCCAUAUAAAGCAGACCUUCUUUUAAUGGUUGAAUUAUGAUGAAUUCGAAAGGAAAGGUUUCUUAACGGACCAGAGAUCUGGAGUGCUUAUUACGUCAAAUAUGACAUUGAUGAAUAUUCACAUUGUAAAUUAAAUUACACAUCACAGAUUUUUUUCUUUUUUUUGUUGAUUUUUUGUGUGUACAUGUCAGUGCUCCGUCUUUAUUCUUGAAUUGUGCCAUCAGACAACUGUUUGUAGUUUAAACUGUUAUUUUUUCUUUCACAAACAGGCGUUGAAAUCCUUUAAUUUAUAUAUAUAUAUGUUCAGAUUUUUCCUGAUGUAAUGUUAAUGGCUUGCAUCACUCUCACCAGCUGUAUAUAAAUGAUAUAUUACUAAAUACCUUUAUAAUUAACAAAAUUUUAUGAGAGAAUUGUUUUUGUGGUACAUCAGAUGACUCAAAAAUAUUCAGGAACAUUUAAAGACAUAAGAUAUAUGCAGUCAAAGCAUCAAGUAGACCCUAAAAAGUAUGUUUUUGACUCCCCAAAAUAAGAUUUUUGACUCUUGGGAUUGAAGGAACAUGUCUAUUUGACAUAUAUCUUGCAAUUGACUCUUCAGAUUUCUGAGAAAUAGUUACUUGACUUCUGAAAUUGCUUGAAAUUAAGUAGGGGUCAAUUUGAUGCUCUGGCACAAGUAUUUGUUUUCGGUUUUCAUCAAUCUAAAUCCUCAGUUCAUUGUUUGAACUAUCAUCAAAUAUAGCUAUCUAUUCUGUUUGUGUAUUUGUAGAAGAAACUUUUUGUACAAUUUUUUAUUGUCUCCAGCAACAAUUUUGUUUACAAUGUUUGUUUUGCUUGUUGAGAUGUGUAUAAUAUUUUUUCUUGCAUAUACUCGUAGUUGAUUGUUGACAUGUUGACCAGUUAUACAUAAUUAGUACUAUAUGCCAAAGAAAAUAUUUUUGAUUUAUGUUUAUAAUACAAGUUAUUGAAAUGUUGAAUAAUUAUGUGUGUUGAAUUUUAUAUGUGAUAGAUAGGGAUCGAUUGAAAGGGGAGGAGGGGGGGCGGGGCACAUAUAUAGUUCUUUGGGAAAAAAAUUUAAUCCGGUACUGAGUUUUCUUAGUAACACAUUUUAUUACAUAUUAAUCAGGAUUUACUUUGUAUAUCAAUAUUGUAAUAUACGCUGGAACAUUUUCAUUGGCUACUUCAGUCAGAAAUCCAUUAUAUAUGAUCCCAGUACGAUGAUGUCAUGUCUUCAAUUGUGAAUAGUACAACAAGACAUGACUGUCUCCAUUUGAUGUAGUAGUUUUCUGAGUUAUGUGAUAUAAACCUGUUUUCAUACCAAGGCGAGCAUAAGUUAAAACUUUAAGACGAGUUUCAUAAAAUCUCAAAUGAAAUGAAAGUUCAUUUAAGAUCCGGGGGAUAUCCACUCCAGUGAUGUAAGACUCCAGGAACUAUGUUAUGAUUGGCUUUAUAGCAAUUAAUUAGGAUGGGCUUAUCCACAGUUAUAAAGCAUCAAAUUGGCUAUGUUAUACUGAUACAAUGAAUCAGUUGUCUGAUGAAUAAAAUGUAUGCCAAAUUCAAAUUUAUACUUUUAUUGCAUACCUUUAUAUAAGGCCAAGUGGGGCUGCGUUGGCCGAGUGGUUAAGAUGUCCCGACACUUUAUCACUAGCCCUCCACCUCUGGGUUGCGAUUUCAAAACCUACAUGGGGCCGUUGCCUGGUACUGACUAUAGGCCAGUGGUUUUUCUCCGGGUUUGGCUUUCCUCCACAUCCGAAACCUGGCACGUCCUUAAAUGACCUUGGCUAUUAAUUAUAUAAUAGGAUGUUAAACAAUGUAAACCAAACCAAAUGAUUAGGUCAGUAAGGUUUUUAUUGGUGAAUGAAAUGUAUGCAGAAUUCAAAUUCAUACAGAAAUUUAGGUUUUUGUGACAUUUGUAGAGGAGUUAAUGCAUGAUUGGAUAAUGUGGAUUUUAGUCCAAAUGAUCAAGAUAGAACCAGGGUUGUCUCCCUUCUAUUGCAUACAUUUAAAUCAAUUAUAGGUCAAUGAGGUUUUUACUGAAAUGAACAAGCACUACCGAAACUUUCACUAGUAAACUAGUUGAACCUUGUUCUAGUGAACUUGAUCAAUUAUCUUGAGUCCCAUCUCAAGAAGUAUUGUCACAAUUUGUGAAUUGUCAAUAAAAGGGAGCUAUCCUCCUUAAUUAAAUUCAACAAAUGUACAAGACAAAAAUAGACAUAUUUUUUAUUUGUAGAUAAAACAUAUUUUGUAGAUAUGAACCCUUUCAUAUGGUGCUUGAUAAAACUAUGAUGAAAAUAAUUUCAUUGCUUUAAAAGUUUUGAAGAUGAAUACAGGAAAAUAUAUACAUCCUGCAGUAUUAUUAGAUUAUUAGUCCACAUUGUUUAGCCCUACUGAAGCACAAACAUUUCUGUUACUAUAGUUACUCUUCAGUAAGCCCAUGACAUGAUUAUCCAUGAUCGUGACUUAGUAGGGACUUGUUAAUUCAAGGACAAUGUUUGCUGUUGGUAUUUUCUACUGAACUGAAACGGCUACAAGUGGGUAAGUGCUGGUAAGGUCAAUCGGCAUUCACAUAGCAACUGUCAAGUCUCGGUAUAGAUUAUAAAAUGUUAAUAGCAUGGGGAAAAACUUUUUUUUUGUUCUUUAAAUUUGUGUGCAAUUCUCAAAAAUUCUCAAAUACUCAAAUUGAGAAUGAAUACUUUAAUUAUAUAUAAACAAUUGCUCUUACCUUUUUCAGCUAUUUUAAAAUUUAGACUAUGCAUCCAUUAAUGCCAUGGCCAGACCAAUAUAAACUAAGUUGAUAAUACUUCUGAAAGAUUAAUUGAGACUAGUUAAGGUUUAAUAUUGACCGAUGAACUAGCAGAGUUACCAAAAAUCAAUAAAAAGUGGACAUACAAGUUAUAAUUAACUGUGAAUAAAAUUAGCACAAAGUGCUACAAAGUAAUAGUGCAAACUUAAAAAAAAAAAAAUGCUUGUAGAUACGUAAUUGCAGUGAAAAAAAAAGAUUAUA